This is a messenger RNA of Lachancea meyersii CBS 8951, 561 nucleotides long. NCBI's taxonomy places the organism in Eukaryota, Fungi, Ascomycota, Saccharomycetes, Saccharomycetales, Saccharomycetaceae. The record is from the annotation of a GenBank genome assembly.
AUGAGGGAGAACUUGGAAGCUUUGAAGGAGCGCGUCGUUCAAAUAGAACGACGUUUUGGUGACGUGGAUGAUAACGAGACACAGACAAUUUUGUAUAAAUUACAGGCUAUUUCGAACGAAGUCAAACGGAUGCUUAGGGAUGGAACGGCGUGCUCAAAGACUUUUUGGCGACUUUUAGAAACACACGGUGAAAGCAGCAGUGUAAAUUUGUCUUGUGAUGAAAAAACGGUGCUACUGACGUGUUUGGACUCAUUCAGGGAGAUUCUGCGACAGUUGCAAGAGCUGGAAUUGUGGUAUCGAGACGAGAGCCUGGAUCACGUGAUCUCGUGUGGAAUCCUGGACAGCAGUCUCACGGGCAAGGCAGGCGCUGGCCGCGUGCAAGUCUCGCAAUUGCCGCAGCAGUUCUCACAGGUUUCGCGGCUGGUAGUAGGGACUAUGGCGCUAAUGCAUCGAUUUGUGGAAUUUAACGCGAGAAGCAACGAUUUUUGGAAUAACACUCAGAAGCGAGUGAGGUCCCUGGAGCGAGAAUGGCAGGCCCUAGAAGAGUCAAGAACUGUGUGA